AAAUUAAAUGCCAGAAUCCAGAGACCAGAAGUAAAAAAAUAAAUUGUCCCCUCUGCCUGGAACCGACGAUCGCCAUAGCCAAGACAUCCCGUCACCGUCGCCGGCGACCGCUCAAUUUUGGGAUAGUCCAAAGGUUUCAUUUCCAUGUUUCUGGCCGUAUGAUUUCAGUUUAACCAAGAUUGCAUCCUAAGAUUUGAGACAACUAUGGUGGGGGCUAAUAAACAGUCUAAAGUCUAUCCAUCAAUCCGGAUGCCAAAUGGAAAUUCUCCUCAGCCUUUGAGGGGAGGUGGUCUGGCAUGUAUGAUAAAUUCAGAAAUAGGUGCAGUUUUGGCUGUGAUGAGGAGAAAUGUAAGAUGGGGAGUCCGAUACAUGGCAGAUGAUGAUCAUCUAGAGCAUCCUCUUAUUAUUUCUCUCAAGGAGUUGCGGAAAAUGAUCUUUUCGUGGCAACAUCAGUGGGACAACAUCAGUCCUGUUCUUUACCUCCAACCAUUUUUGGAUGUGAUCCAGUCUGAUGAAACUGGUGCACCAAUAACCGGGGUUGCUUUGUCAUCAGUUUACAAAAUCUUAUCAUUUGAUUUCCUUGACAUAAAUACUCUAAAAGUAGACGAAGCUUUGAGUAAGAUAGUUGAUGCUGUGACAAGCUGCAGAUUUGAGGUGACUGAUCCUGCAUCUGAAGAGGUAGUGCUUAUGAAAAUACUUCAGGUUCUUUUGGCAUGCAUAAAAUGCAAUGCCUCGUCGAAAUUAACCAACCAGCAUGUGUGCAACAUUGUGAACACUUGUUUCCAUGUAGUUCAUCAAGCUAGCUCUAAAGGCGAAUUACUACAGAGAACAUCACGCCAUACAAUGCAUGAAUUGGUUAGAUGCAUCUUUUCAUAUUUACCUUCUAUUGAGAAUGGAGAAGAUGCGUUGUCUGAUGGGGACAGGGCACAUGGUCAGGAGGCCCAUCAACAAGAUGCAUAUAAUGCCGAGGGUGAGCUACUGGGUAAUGGUUAUGUCAUUUUGGGAAGAGUUGGUGAAUCACCACCACCUGAUGGAUUUACUUCAAAUGGCUCUAAUGCUGACUUGGGUAACAAAACUGAGGAGGCUGCUAAAACUGCAGACCCUGUUACAAUGGAGCCAUAUGGUAUCCCAUGCAUGGUUGAAAUAUUUCAUUUUCUAUGUUCUCUUUUAAAUGCCAUGGAGAACAUAGACUUUGGUCCUAGAUCAAAUCCUAUAGCAUACGACGAAGAUGUCCCACUCUUUGCUUUGGGUUUAAUCAAUUCGGCUAUAGAAUUAGGCGGGGCAUCCUUUAGCCGACACCCUAAAUUAUUGGUCUUGAUCCAGGACGAACUUUUUCUUAACCUCAUGCAGUUUGGGUUGUCAAUGAGUCCUCUUAUACUUUCAAAAGUCUGCAGUAUUGUUCACAAUCUGUAUUAUUUUCUUCGCUCAGAACUUAAACUACAGCUCGAAGCCUUUUGCUCUAGCGUCCUCUUGAGGAUUAUGCAAAGCAAGCAUGGAGCAUCGUACCAACUACAAGAGGUUGCCAUGGAAACACUUGUUGACCUUUGUAGACAACCGUAUUUUAUUGCUGAGAUGUAUGGAAACUUUGAUUGCAACAUAUCAUCCAGCAACUUAUUUGAAGACAUUGUUAAUCUUUUAUCAAAGAGUGCUUUUCCUGUUAAUGCCCCAAUGUCUGCUAUACAUAUUCUUGCAUUGGAUGGGCUGAUUGCCAUGACUAAAGGUAUGAAUGAAAGAAUGACGAAUGAAUCUCCAAUUCCAGAGAAAAUGCCAUCUGACCUUGAAUCGUAUACCUCAUUCUGGACAGUGGCGUGUGAGAACUACAAUGAUAUUGAUAGUUUGGUUGCGUUUCUUCGUAAUAUGAAAUAUAUCAAGAGAAAGUUGACAAUUGGAGCGGAUCACUUCAAUCAAGAUCCGAAAAAAGGUCUGGAGUUUCUCCAAAGUGUGCAUUUGUUGCCUGAAAAACUCGACCCGACAAGUGUUGCGUGCUUUUUCAGAUACACGAAGGGUUUGGACAAGAAUUUUGUCGGAGACUACCUAGGCAAUCACGAUGAUUUUUCUAUUCAAGUGUUGAAUGAAUUUGCGAGAGCUUUCGAUUUCAGGGGCAUGAAUUUGGAUAAUGCUUUGCGGGUUUUUCUUGAAAAUUUCAGACUGCCCGGUGAAUCGCAGAAGAUACAGAGAGUGCUUGAGGCAUUUUCUGAAAGAUAUUAUGAACAAGAACCGAAUAUUCUAGCGAAUAAGGAUGCUGCUUUGGUGUUGUCAUAUUCGAUUAUACUUCUCAAUACAGAUCAACAUAAUACACAGGUGAAGAAGAAGAUGACUGAAGAAGAUUUCAUCCGUAACAACAGGAGAAUUAAUGGAGGCAAUGACCUUCCACGGGAUUACCUGUCAGAGCUCUAUCACUCAAUCUGUCAGAAUGAAAUAAGGUUGACGUCAGAGCAAGGUGGUAGUCUUCCUCUUAUGAUGAUACCAUCCAAUUGGAUUGGCCUGAUGCACAAAUCCAAGCAAGUUACUCCAUUUAUUUCUUGUGAUUCCUUGGCUCACCUUGACUACGAUAUGUUUGCUCUCCUUUCUGGUCCCACAAUCGCUGCUAUCUCCGUUGUCUUUGACCAGGUUGAACGUGAAGACGUUCUUCAAACUUGUGUUGAAGGAUUCUUAGCUGUUGCAAAGAUUGCAGCCUGUUACAAUCUAGAGGAAGUCUUGGAUGAUUUGGUUGUAUCUCUUUGUAAAUUCACAAACCUCUUGCAUUCUUUGUCCCCCGAGGAGUUUACUCUUACUUUUGCAGAAGACACCAAGGCUAGGAUGGCAACCGUAGCAGUUUUCACCAUAGCAAACAGGUACGGCGACUAUCUCCGAACUGCUUGGAAGAAUAUAGUAGAUUGUAUCUUAAGCUUGCACAAGCUGGGUUUUCUUCCAUCCCGUCUAAUUAGUGAUGCAGCUGACAACGUGGACUCGUCUUCAGACACUGGCUUGGAACAGCCAUCAACAAGUUCGAAGAAAACCGUGGCUCAUGUGCCACCACCGCCAGUCCCUCAUCGUAAAUCGUCUAGUUUUAUAGGACGGUUCAGCCAAUUGUUGUAUCUCGACACAGAAGAGCCACCACCACAACCAACCGAAGAAGAACUUGCAGCCCACAGAUCGAUUAUCGAGGUGAUUCGAGAAUGCCAUAUAGAUAGCAUAUUUGCUGAAAGCAAAUUCCUUCAAGCUGAAUCACUUUCGCAGCUCACCCAGUCUCUGAUUUCCAGUCGAAAGGGGAAUAACGUUCAAGAAGACGAGACUGUCUCAGUCUUUUGCCUUGAAUUACUCAUCACCGUAACGUUGAAUAACCGCGACAGGAUUAUGCUUCUCUGGCAAUCUGUUUACGAACACAUAGCUAACAUCGUUCAGUCGUCUACAAUGCCGGGUCUUCUAGUCGAAAAGGCGGUUUUCGGUCUACUCAAAAUAUGCCAUCGGCUUCUUCCCUACAAGGAAAACCUUACCGACGAGCUUCUGAAGUCGCUCCAGCUCGUUUUAAAGCUCGACGCACGAGUAGCCGACGCGUAUUGCGAACAGAUAACCAUGGAAGUUAUGCGUCUCGUCAAAGCAAACGCAAUUCAAGUCAGAUCCCACGUCGGUUGGAGAAUGAUAACUUCCCUCAUUUCCAUAACCGCCCGCCAUCCGGAAGCUUCCGAACCCGGGUUCGAAACGCUAUCGUUUGUUAUGUCGGACGGGGCCCACUUGUCUCCGGCGAAUUACGUUCUCUGCAUUAACGCAGCUCGUCAGUUUUCCGAGUCUCACGUAGGUAACGCUAGUCGGUCGGUUAAAUCACUAGAUCUGAUGGGGGGUUCGGUAUUCUCUCUAGCGAAAUGGUCUAAAACUUUGGGAUCGGAUGCUACGAAAAUGCAUCACGACAUAGCCGAAAUGUGGUUGCGCCUGGUGCAAGGGCUGAGGAAAGUUUGCGUAGAUCAACGUGAAGAAGUUAGGAAUCACGCGAUUCUAAUGCUGCAGUUGAGUCUGACUGGAGCUGAAGGUAUUUGUCUCUCGGGAGAGAUCUGGUUACAGUGUUUCGAUCUCGUCAUAUUCAAAUUGCUCGACGAUUUAUUAGAAAUCGCUAAGGAACAGUCGCCGAAGGAUUAUAGGAACAUGGAGAGUUCAAUAUCAAACUCGGUGAAACUGAUGUCGAAAGUGUUGUUGCAGUCUCUUCAGGAUCUAUGGAGAAUGACUUCUUUCGCGAAAGUGUGGGUAGGUGUACUUAAUAAUAUGGAGAGAUGCAUGAAGAUGAAGUUUAGAGGGAAGAGGAGCGAAAAGAUUCACGAAUUGGUCCCCGAGCUUCUCAAGAACAUUCUGUUAGUGAUGAAGGCGGGAGGGAUGCUUGCUCCCAUUGAUGAUAGUUUCUGGGAGCUAACAUGGCUGCAUGUGAAGAACAUAGCUCCGAAAUUGCAGGAGGAAGUGUUUCCGGCGAAAGAAUUGGAGCAGUUGCAUUCGAAGCAACCGGUUAUUGAAGAAGGUAAUAUUUUGGUGUCCUCAGGUGAGACUACUACUACUACAGCUUGAUAUUUGUUUAAUUUACCAUAAAUUUGUGUACUUUUUUUUUUUUUCCCUUCACUAAACUAAACUGUAGAGAAAGAGAGAUGGAAGCAGUUUUUUUUUUGGUUCACAUAGGGGAAGCAUUGAGGGGAAAAAGAAAUGAAGCCCUUUGAAAAGGGUUGUUGGUAUUUUUUGGGGGUAAUUUGCUUCUUAUUAUUAUUAACAUAUUCUUACUCUGGAGGGGAUAUAAUCAGUUUUGUGUUUACAUAAAAGGGUGGUGUAUGAUGAUAUGUCUAGUUAAUUUCCUCAUCUUAUUUGUGUGUACAUCUUUGUGAGCAUUCAUAUUUCAUACCCAUAAAUAAUGCUGUGUUUGUUACUUUCAUUGAUUUUUAUAUAGGAGAAUGAAUCAAGUGGCAUUUCAUGCUUAAAGCUAUGUGGUUGUUGUUUGUUGUUUUGAACUUCA
Messenger RNA from Impatiens glandulifera, 4966 nucleotides. Its product is annotated as ARF guanine-nucleotide exchange factor GNOM-like. The transcript has 4 exons. Gene Ontology annotation, molecular function: guanyl-nucleotide exchange factor activity. Bases 205 to 4530 code for a protein of 1441 amino acids. Lineage: Eukaryota; Viridiplantae; Streptophyta; Magnoliopsida; Ericales; Balsaminaceae. The record is from RefSeq and is a predicted model, not a curated record. Gene Ontology annotation, biological process: regulation of ARF protein signal transduction.